GGCUGGAUAUGUGUGGCUGUUGUCACUGGGACCAGAGAGGGAGAAUGAAAGAGAGGAAGAAAGAAGAGAGAGAGAGAGAGAGAGACAGAAACAUGUCCUAGACUGAAGAUAUAGGACUGUCAGCUUGGAGUCAUUGUGGAUUGCAGGGUUAGAGUGGACAUAGGAGGAAAUGAGAAGAUGUGGUAAAGAUGCACUGGUCGUCUGAGUGGGCAGAGCAACACUAUGACGUCUCUUCUACUACGUCACCCCCUGCCCACCCUAAGCCUCUUUCAUACCCACAGACCAGUCGUCCUGGUUUCACUGGCUAUUCAGAUGACAUCAAUGCCCUGAGUGCCUCCACCCUACUGAAACGCUAUGCUGAAAGAUAUUCCUUCAGUCUGGCCUACCCAGAGCCUGGGACUUUCCGAAGAAGUGAACCCCCCCAGGAUGCCUGGUCUAUGGGCUACAACUCAGAAGGGCCCCCUGGGUUAGAGGGAGUAAAGGGGUCUUUGGGGGGUGCAAGUAACCUUUCAGAGCAAUUCAGCACCAGUGCCAUAUCUCAGGAUUACUCUUCCACCUAUAGCGGUCCACACUUGUACCCUAAACCCACCUACUUGCCCCAGCCAGCGUUUGCCUUGCCACCUGCCUACCCGCCUCCUGCACCAGGGUACACCUAUCCCCCCAGUCUAACACCCCCUAGUUCUUCCUCCCUGCUUCCCUCAGGCAUACACACAACCACACCUCUGAGCAGCAGUCUCCCAAACAACCACAGCAUUCAACCUCUUAAACGACCUGAGGAGUUACAGGAACUUCCCCGCAACAGGAAGUUUGGAUUCGAUCAGCCCAAAACUGCCAGAGUGUCACCUUACGCAGUCAGGGAUAACAGUGACCAGCCCAUUAGCGUUGGCAUUGGAAAUGGCAGUGCAGAUGUCCAAAACUUCAGGCAUCUCUCACAGUCAAAUCUGAAGGUAGAGCUGGAGAGGAAGAGCAGCCAUCUGCAGCCCCUGGAGCCCCCCUCUUAUGGAAGUCCAGACCAAUACACCUACCAUUAAGUCUACUUGAGUUAUGCAAUAAAUAAGACCUUUUUAUACAAGAACGCUUCCACUGGAUGUACGUAAUACAUGCUCUCCGCUUGAAACCGAAGAAUGGUAGUAACAUAGAGGGCCUCAUUCACCAAUAUCUUCAAUUUCACCAAUAUGCUUUUUCUUAAAUUUCGCACCUUUGUGCUCUUGAGUGUGUAGAUUCUGUUCUUACCUAAGAACAAAUCCCAAAUAAGAAAACACUGGUGAAUGUCAGAAUCUUUGUGAAAACUGUGUAACUGAAAUUUCUUCUUAAGAACGGUUGGUCAGUGAGGCCCAAUGUUAGUAGAUCAAUAACGUUUUAGUACUAUUGGGAUUUAGGCAUAGGGUCACACACCAUUUUAUUUUACAAUGACCAAAUUACUACUAAAGUGGGUUCCAGCACAAAUCGGCAGGGAAUCUAUAUGUUUAUAUCUCUCCAUUCUCUUUUCCUUCAUCUGUAUUUUGUUCUCUAUCCUCCUUUUUGCUCUCUCUCUAUGUAAUCAAUCAGUGUAGUGAGGCAUAGCCUAUAACUAUGGCAAGCACUAAUCCACCAAGUCAAUCAAUAAGUUCUAAUCCAAAAGAAGGUUGAGAUAGAGAGGGAGGCAUGCAACAAAGGAUGAGGAAGACAAAGAAGGAUUUGAUUGUACAAUUAAAAUGAAAGCUUAAGUAAAUAUUGAGUGCUCAGGAAUAUAUGUUGUAAAUCAAUGCGCUGCAAUGUUGUGAUAGACACACUGAAUAAGUAUUCUUGUUCAUAUAAAAACGUGCACUUGCACAUUAACAAAAAAAACAUACGCAAACAGUGAACCUCUGUAAAGAGAGGUUUCUCUGCAAGCCUCGAAUGUAACUCUUUUUCUCAGGAAUUGUGAAUGAAGCCAUAGAGUCCCAAUGCUAGUAGAUAAAUAAGGUUUUAGUACUAUUGGGAAUUUUAGAUAAGAAGGCUUACUUUACAAUCUGAUAAAAGCCUGGUGAAUGCUUUGUGAUUUUUUUUUCUUUAACUAUGGUUCUCAAUACUGUGUUACGUCUCUAUUAGAUUAGUCAUUGCUAAAUGUAUCAUUUACAAUAAGAAGUGUGAUUUUAUCAUUUCAUGUUCCUGGAAUGUUAUCCUUCAGCUGCUUAUCUAGAAAUAUCAGGCAACAGUUUCUCCUUCAGGAAUACUGUUUAUAUCCCUAAAAAGUCAAAAGGCUCCUUCUCUUUGUACCUGACAGAGACGUGCACACAGCUUCCCUAAGCCUCCUGACAUGCAUCAGUGGCUGUAUUGUGAGAUGGUCUGUGCUAGUGGGAUCCAUCUAGGACCACAGUACUUUUGAGAUGUGAGAAGGCAAAUGGCUGCUAAAUGAGAUUCAAACAGAUUUACAAAUGGGUAACAAACAGUCCCAAGAGUGUUAACUGUUAUGCAACUGACAUUUUUUUGUCUCUGUAAUUCAAUAUGUUGUCAAAAACCACUACCUCAUGUUUGGGCUUAUGUAGAUUUAUGUUGAACAUUAAGUGUGGGUGCAUGACUGUAUUUCAUUUAUUUUGUUUUUACUUGUAGAACGUCUACCUCAACAAUCCUUUAUGCAAAAUAAAUGCAACUAUACCAAUA
Messenger RNA from Colossoma macropomum (tambaqui), 2622 nucleotides. RefSeq names its product fidgetin-like protein 2. The coding region runs from base 189 to 1031 and encodes 280 amino acids. The record is from RefSeq and is a predicted model, not a curated record. The transcript is spliced from 2 exons. NCBI's taxonomy places the organism in Eukaryota, Metazoa, Chordata, Actinopteri, Characiformes, Serrasalmidae.